This is a messenger RNA of Trametes versicolor FP-101664 SS1, 1909 nucleotides long. Its product is annotated as putative cyclase. Bases 1160 to 1852 code for a protein of 230 amino acids. Gene Ontology annotation, molecular function: arylformamidase activity. NCBI's taxonomy places the organism in Eukaryota, Fungi, Basidiomycota, Agaricomycetes, Polyporales, Polyporaceae. The transcript has 2 exons. The record is from RefSeq and is a predicted model, not a curated record.
CCACACGCUGGUGGAAACUGUUCUGAAAUCCACUGCCAUUCGCCAGAUACCCCCGACCUCUGUAGGAAAUCUACGCUCUCGCGAUUAGAAACACAAACACUUGGAAAUGGCACCAGCAUACGUCGACCUCUCUCACACUCUGGACGAGAAUAUUCAAGUAUAUCCUGGAGACCCCACGUUCUCCUGUUGCCUCGCUUUGACUCUCGCGAAAGAUGGGAACAACGUACACAGCAUCUCCUUGGGCUCGCAUUCAGGUACCCAUGUCGACGCACCCUACCAUUUCCUCGAGGAUGGCUCGAAGAUCGACGAGAUCCCACUGGAUGCAUUCGUUGGGCACGCUGUCGUGAUCGACGUAACAUCCAAGAGUGCGAAGGAGCAAAUAACAUGGGCAGACAUAUCUCCUUUCGCAGACCUCAUCAGCCGCAAGGCGAGUCUUCCCGAAGGCGUCUUCGUCUUCCUCCGCACAGGCUGGUCGCGGCACUGGCAAUCGCCCAUAUACUUCGAGCAUCCCUUCCUUACCCGAGACGCCUCUCAGCGACUCGUAGACCUCGGCGUCAAGUUGAUCGGGGUGGACACCCUCAGUCCGGACGAGACACUGGUCGACGGCGGCAUGCCCGACUUCGGGGUGCACGAAGUGGUGCUUGGGGCUGGGGCGCUGAUUGCGGAAAACUUGACGAACCUCGAAGCUAUGGCGACCGGCGAUUGGCUUGUCAGUUUGGUGCCGCUCAAGCUGAAAGGGUGCGAUGGCUCGCCAGUGCGCGCCUUUGCAUGGCCGGCAAAAGCGUAGACGAUAGGGUAGCGAGGAUGUUCCCUAUGGCUGUGGAACUACCCUGCCAGGUAGCCUGCGCCACAAGGCCAUCCACGUGUCCCGCCGCGUAACGGGUAGACGGCGGACCAGGAACAUACAGCUCAUUAAACAGCCACUCCCGCGCUGGGCGGCGCUCGGAUGGAACUACCCCCCUCCCACCGGCGGUCGCGUGUGCGUUUGAGCGACACGAGAUGCACUUUGACGUUGAGCCGCUCGCCGGUGAUGAUGAAAUUGUGGACCGCGGCCCGCACCUCCUGAGAUCGAGCGCGACAAUUACCAGCACUGGCACCCCUCCAUCCUACAUAUACACUGGGCUCGUACGAUGCUAUACCACAUCUCCCCCACCAGGCCAUGGCGUUCGAUCGUCCACGCACCGUCAUCGACCUCACACACGCCCUCGUCCCCGGCCAGGUGCCCGCGUGCGCUGGUCACCCAUGCUACACAGCCUCGCCCUGCCUCAGCCUCGCCGCCGGCGAAUUCGCAAAUGUGCACGCCCUAACGCUCGGCACGCACACCGGCACGCACAUCGACGCCCCGUACCACUUCUUCGCGGACGGCGUCACCGUCGACCGCCUCGACCUCACCCUCCUCUCCGCCGCCCCUGCCGUGGUCGCAGACCUCCGCGGGAAACGUGCGCACGAGCGCAUCGUGUGGGCGGACCUCGCCGACGCCGCGGAGGAAGUGAAGGCGCGCGGGGCGCGGGUGCUCCUCUUGUGCACCGGGUGGUCGCGGCACUGGAACACGGAGACCUACAGUGCGCAUCCCUUCGUGGACGCGGACGCGGCGCGGCGGCUGCUCGAUCUUGGCGUGAAGGUGCUCGGGCUGGACACGAUGAGUCCGGACAAGGUCACGGCGGACGAGGAGUGCGCGGACGUCCACCACGUCGUGCUGGGAAGCGGCGGGAUCAUCGUGGAGAACUUGACCGGUCUGGAGACGAUCGUCGACGGAGGGUGGAAGCAGAUCGUAGUAAGCCUACUGCCGUUAAGCCUUGCUGGCUGCGAUGGGAGUCCGAUACGUGCUGUGGCCUGGGAGGGCGACGCCUAACAAUGGUAGUCGUGUUGCUUCUGUAAAUGCGAGAUGUGUCGCAAGUGCAAGUCCGCC